GGGGAAAAGGCGGGACUAGUUGGGUCAGAGCGGGGGCGGGGUUUUCGCGGCUGAGCAGAGCCAGCCUGGUUGCGUGGAGGGUUGUUUUAUCCGCCCCCCCCACCUUUUUUUUUUUUUUUCCCCCCCAGUCCCGGAGUCUUAUUAAUUUCUCUGUGGUGCUGCAGCUGGAGACCGCGGAGCGUUGGAAAUGACGCUCGGAGCUUUAAUUACCGCAGCCGCCGGACAAGUGUGAGGAAAGCUGACAGGAAAAAGAAGGACAGGAUCGGGGGAGAAGCGAGAAGCUUCCCCCCCACCGCCCUCCCAUUCCCUCCCAAUUUGGACUGGAGGUGCAAGGAAACUGAAAAGGGAGCCGAACAUAGCCCGGCAGGGGGGAGAGGCCGGAAACCUACCGCCUCUUUGCAAUCAACUUUUUUUGGAAACCUUUUUCCCCCUUCCUUUUUAUUGUUGACCAACCAGUGAGAGAAAGUGAGGAGGGAGCGAGAAAGCAAAGGCUCACACGGGAAAAUAGCUGCACAGUCCGGCCCGGAGCCCCAGGCGCACACACUCGAGCACACUCCCACACGCGCACACCAGCGCGCACACUCACCCCCUCCUCCGGUCCCCGGCCCUGGACCCGCGGGCGCUGACUCGGUCGCCCCGGCUCGGAGCGGGUGCACCGCGCAAGUCGCGCGCCGGUUCCCCUCGCGCCCCCAGGCGCGCCCGGCUGAGGGAUCUCCUCCGCGUGCCCGAAAGGGGAUAUGCCAUUUGGACAUGUAAUUGUCAGCACGGGACCUGAGACUUCCAAAAAAUGAAGCUGGCGACAGGACUGUGGGUCUGGGUGAGCCUUCUCCUGGCGGCGGGGACCGUCCAGCCCAACGCUUCUCAGUCAGUGUGUGCAGGAACAGAGAACAAGCUGAGCUCUCUCUCGGACCUGGAGCAGCAGUAUCGAGCCUUGCGCAAAUACUAUGAGAACUGUGAGGUGGUCAUGGGCAACCUGGAGAUAACCAGCAUCGAGCACAACCGGGACCUCUCCUUUCUGCGGUCUAUUCGAGAAGUCACAGGCUAUGUGUUAGUGGCUCUUAAUCAGUUUCGUUACCUGCCGCUGGAGAACUUGCGCAUUAUCCGUGGGACAAAACUGUAUGAGGAUCGAUAUGCCUUGGCAGUAUUUUUAAACUAUAGAAAAGAUGGGAACUUUGGACUUCAAGAACUUGGACUGAAGAACUUGACCGAAAUCCUUAAUGGUGGAGUGUAUGUAGACCAGAACAAAUUUCUUUGUUACACAGACACAAUUCAUUGGCAAGAUAUUGUUCGGAAUCCAUGGCCUUCCAACCUGACUCUGGUGUCAACAAAUGGUAGCUCAGGAUGUGGACGUUGUCAUAAGUCCUGUACUGGCCGAUGCUGGGGACCCACAGAAAACCAUUGCCAGACCUUGACAAGGACGGUGUGUGCAGAACAGUGUGAUGGCAGGUGCUAUGGGCCCUAUGUCAGUGACUGCUGUCAUAGAGAAUGUGCUGGGGGCUGCUCGGGACCCAAGGACACAGACUGUUUUGCCUGCAUGAAUUUCAAUGACAGUGGAGCAUGUGUUACUCAGUGUCCCCAAACUUUUGUCUACAAUCCUACCACUUUUCAACUGGAGCAUAACUUCAAUGCAAAGUAUACAUAUGGAGCAUUUUGUGUCAAGAAAUGUCCCCAUAACUUUGUGGUGGAUUCCAGUUCUUGCGUACGUGCCUGCCCUAGUUCCAAGAUGGAAGUAGAAGAAAAUGGGAUUAAAAUGUGUAAACCUUGCACGGAUAUUUGCCCAAAAGCUUGUGAUGGCAUUGGCACAGGAUCACUGAUGUCAGCUCAGACCGUGGAUUCUAGUAACAUUGACAAAUUCGUAAACUGCACCAAAAUCAAUGGGAAUUUGAUCUUCCUUGUCACUGGUAUUCAUGGGGACCCUUACAAUGCAAUUGAAGCCAUAGACCCAGAGAAACUGAAUGUCUUCCGGACAGUUCGAGAGAUAACAGGUUUCUUGAACAUACAGUCAUGGCCCCCAAACAUGACCGAUUUCAGUGUUUUUUCUAACCUGGUGACCAUCGGUGGAAGAGUACUCUAUAGUGGCCUCUCCUUGCUUAUCCUUAAGCAACAGGGCAUCACCUCUCUACAAUUCCAAUCUCUGAAGGAAAUCAGUGCGGGAAAUAUCUAUAUUACUGACAACAGCAACCUGUGUUAUUAUCACACCAUUAACUGGACAGCACUCUUCAGCACCAUCAACCAAAGGAUAGUGAUCCGGGACAAUAGGAAAGCUGAGAACUGUACUGCUGCGGGAAUGGUGUGCAACCAUCUGUGCUCAGGCGAUGGCUGUUGGGGACCUGGCCCCGACCAGUGCCUGUCCUGCCGUCGUUUCAGCAGAGGAAGGAGCUGCAUUGAGUCUUGUAACCUCUAUGAUGGGGAAUUUCGAGAGUUUGAGAAUGGCUCCAUCUGUGUGGAGUGUGACCCCCAGUGUGAGAAGAUGGAAGACGGCAUCCUCACCUGCCAUGGACCGGGACCUGACAACUGCACAAAGUGCUCCCAUUUUAAGGAUGGCCCGAACUGUGUGGAAAAAUGUCCAGAUGGUUUACAGGGGACAAACAGUUUCAUUUUCAAGUAUGCUGAUCAGGAUCGAGAAUGUCACCCAUGUCAUCCAAACUGCACCCAAGGGUGUAGCGGUCCCACUAGUCAUGACUGCAUUUAUUAUCCUUGGACGGGCCAUUCCACUUUACCACAACAUGCUAGAACUCCUCUGAUUGCAGCAGGAGUCAUCGGUGGGCUCUUCAUCCUGGUCAUCGUGGGCCUAACAUUUGCAGUUUAUGUUAGAAGGAAGAGCAUCAAAAAGAAAAGAGCCUUAAGAAGAUUCCUGGAAACAGAGUUGGUAGAACCUUUAACUCCCAGUGGUACUGCACCCAAUCAAGCUCAACUUCGUAUUUUGAAAGAAACUGAGCUCAAAAGAGUGAAAGUACUUGGCUCAGGUGCUUUUGGAACAGUUUAUAAGGGCAUUUGGGUACCUGAAGGAGAAACAGUAAAGAUUCCUGUGGCUAUUAAGAUUCUUAAUGAAACAACUGGUCCCAAAGCCAAUGUGGAGUUCAUGGAUGAAGCUUUGAUCAUGGCAAGUAUGGACCAUCCACACUUAGUCCGGUUAUUGGGUGUGUGUCUGAGCCCAACCAUUCAGCUGGUUACACAGCUUAUGCCCCAUGGCUGCCUGUUGGAUUAUGUCCAUGAACACAAGGAUAACAUUGGAUCCCAGCUGCUGCUUAACUGGUGUGUCCAGAUAGCUAAGGGAAUGAUGUACUUGGAAGAAAGACGGCUUGUUCAUCGGGAUUUAGCAGCCCGAAAUGUCUUAGUGAAAUCUCCAAACCAUGUGAAAAUCACAGAUUUUGGACUAGCCAGACUCUUAGAAGGAGAUGAAAAAGAAUAUAAUGCUGAUGGAGGAAAGAUGCCAAUUAAAUGGAUGGCUCUGGAGUGUAUACACUACAGAAAAUUUACCCAUCAGAGUGAUGUUUGGAGCUAUGGAGUCACUAUAUGGGAACUGAUGACCUUUGGAGGAAAACCAUAUGAUGGAAUUCCAACCCGAGAAAUCCCAGAUUUAUUAGAGAAAGGAGAACGUUUGCCCCAGCCUCCGAUCUGCACUAUUGACGUUUACAUGGUCAUGGUCAAAUGUUGGAUGAUUGAUGCUGACAGUAGACCUAAAUUUAAGGAACUGGCUGCUGAAUUUUCGAGGAUGGCUCGAGACCCUCAAAGAUACCUAGUUAUUCAGGGUGAUGAUCGCAUGAAGCUUCCCAGUCCAAACGACAGCAAGUUCUUUCAGAAUCUAUUGGAUGAAGAGGAUUUGGAAGACAUGAUGGAUGCUGAGGAGUACCUGGUUCCUCAGGCUUUCAACAUCCCACCUCCCAUCUACACUUCCAGAGCAAGAAUUGACUCAAAUAGGAGUGAAAUUGGACACAGCCCUCCUCCUGCCUACACCCCCAUGUCAGGAAACCAGUUUGUAUACCGAGAUGGGGGGUUUGCUGCCGAGCAAGGAGUGCCUGUGCCCUACAGAGCCACAACCAGCACGAUCCCAGAAGCACCACUUGCUCAGGGGGCUACAGCUGAGAUUUUUGAUGACUCCUGUUGUAACGGCACCCUACGCAAGCCAGCGGCACCCCAUGUCCAGGAGGAUAGCAGCACCCAGAGGUACAGCGCUGACCCCACAGUGUUUGCCCCGGAACGGAGCCCACGAGGAGAGCUGGAUGAAGAGGGUUACAUGACCCCUAUGCGAGAUAAACCUAAACAAGAAUACCUGAACCCUGUGGAGGAGAACCCUUUUGUUUCUCGGAGGAAAAACGGAGACCUUCAAGCUUUGGAUAAUCCUGAAUAUCACAACGCUUCCAAUGGUCCACCCAAGGCAGAGGAUGAGUAUGUGAAUGAGCCACUGUACCUCAACACCUUUGCCAACGCAUUGGGGAAUGCCGAGUACCUGAAGAACAAUGUACUGUCUGUGCCAGAGAAGGCCAAGAAAGCAUUCGACAACCCUGACUACUGGAACCACAGCCUGCCACCUCGCAGCACCCUUCAACACCCAGACUACCUGCAGGAGUACAGCACAAAAUAUUUUUAUAAACAAAAUGGACGGAUCCGGCCUAUUGUGGCAGAGAAUCCUGAAUACCUCUCUGAGUUCUCGCUGAAGCCCGGCACUGUGCUGCCUCCUCCACCCUACAGACACCGAAAUACUGUGGUGUAAGCUCAACAGUGGCUUUAACAUAGAGACACACCCGCUCCAAUUUCCCUGCCGCCUCUCUUUCUCUUACGGUCUUCCUUCUAUUCCCAAGGCCAGUAGUUUUGACACUUCCCAGUGGAAGAUAUAGAGAUGCAAUGAUAGUCAUGUGCUUAUCUAACUUGAACAUUAGAUGGAAGAACUGAAAGAGAAAGAUAGGAGGAACCACACUGUUUCUUCAUUUCUCUGCAUGGGUUGGUCAGGAGAUUGAAACAGCUAGAGAAGGACCAGCAAAUAAUAAGGCAAUACUGCCUGCUGUCAAGCUAGUUCUCAAUGUUUUCUCUUUUCUUUCUUUCUUUCUUUCUUUUUCUUUUUCUUUUUUUCUUUCUUUUUUUUUUUUUUUAAAGCAGAUGACUGAAAGACCCAUGCUAUCUGUUCCUACCUGUAGGAACUGAUCUGUAUAUUUUCAGUACCCUUGGAAAUCGUAAUAAAUUUUCCAUUAGAACAAAAGGAUAACCUUUUCUAUAACAUAUGAUAGUAACUGAGAUAGAAAAUCCAGGUUCUUUUCCCAACGGUUUCUAUCCUGAUAAGCAAGAACGGACAACUCAGCUUUCAUAAUUUCUUAACUUUCUCAAAGUUAUAAUAAGUAAUUAUGUUUGGAGGGAUAUUUUUGGUCUUUUUGUUUCAUUUUGUUUUGCUUUGGUCUGUCCCUUUAUAUUACUUUUACCCCCAUAUAUUUUGACUUUAAUUUCUGAUUGGAAAUAUUUUUACAUCAGAGCUUCUUAUGUAUUGCUAUAAAUUGACAGAACUGUAAAAAAAAAUUUUAAUAUGGUGCAGUGACCAUUAUUUUAAAUAUAUAGCCUUCAAAUUUAGAAGGGGAGGCCAAGACACUAGUCAAGUGUAACAUCAAAUCUAACUGUUGUGCUUUACACUAUUGAAUAUGUAUCCCCACUUCCUUUACAUUCUUCAACAUUUUCUUCUCCAUAAAUGACAGUAACAAAGGCAGUUGAUAAUGUAAAAAGUAAAAGGGAAACUAAGAGACAGUUCUGUGUGGUUCAUGAAAACUACUGACACUUUCAGGGGUGGUCCAAUGGGGAAUCCAUUGAACUGGAAGAGACACUGGAUUGGGUAUGUCUAACUGGCAGAUACUCAGAAAUGUAGUUUGCACUUAAGCUAUAAUUUUAUUUGUUCUCUUUCUGAACUCCAUUUUGGAUUUUGAAUGAAGCAAUAUGGAAGCAACCAGCAAAAUAAUUAAUUUAAGUACAUUUUUUUAAAAAGAGCUAAGAUAAAGAAAGACUGUGGAAAUGCCAAACCAAGCAAAUUAGGACUUUGGAACAGUAUCCAGAGAUUAUGGUGAGAGGGCCAGCACAUUAUCUACAAAUGAUAUCACAUUUGCUACACAAGGAAAGUUAUCCAGUUUGUAUACUCCACGUGAAGGAAUGUAAGUAAAGAUUGGCUUGAUUCCAUGGAAUUUCUAGUAUGAGACUCUAUUUAUAUUAAGUAGAAGGUAACUCUUUGCACAUAAAUUGGUAUAAUAAAAAAUACACAAACAUUCACAGUUUAUAGGUAGGUUCUUGGGUCAAAGGUUGUAAAUAAACAUGAAAAAAUUCUCAUGUAAUUAUUUUAAUAUCCAACAUACUAAUCUUUUGAUACUUUGUAUAAUAAUACUUUCUUCAAAUAUAUCAUCCUAAUUCUAGAACCAUCUUUUUAUGUAUAAUUUUUAAAGAAUACCUACUAAGAUGAGCAAUGGGAACAAAUGUUAGGAAUGAGUCUCCUGGAACAAGAAAAUCAGGUAGUCUCUCUUUUCUAAGAAAAUCUGCUUGGACAGUCAUAUGAAUUAAUUUUUUUUUAAUGUUAAAAUUUUGGCAUCAAAUUCAAGUCUACUGCCAAAAAAAAAAAAAAAAAAACCAUCAAUGAGACUAAAAAUCUUUGUUGGUAAAGCAGAGAGUUUACAGAGAGGGAAAAAAAUGCAAAGAGCUCUAGGUUUCUUCCUGUUUUGAAAAAAUAAGUCAAUCCAUCCAUUCAACUCCCUUAUUUUUUCAACUGAUAAUUAUUUAUAGUCUACUAAAAGCACUGUGUAAGUGGGAAAUAUCAACAUAAAUGCAAUAUUAUCCCUAACUUAAUGAUUUGAAGUCAAUUUAUUUAGAAUAACAUUUGAAUUUCCCCCAUAAAUUCAAGGAAUAAGAUUUUAUGGACUACUUUGUGAGCAGUCAUCAUAAAAUCCAUUGUUUGUUAGAAAAUCUAGUGUGAACUCAUUUGGAACACAAAUUAAACAACCUACAAUUUACCAGAGUUAACAAAUAAGAUAGUUUCAUCCAAACAGGAAUUGGUGGAAGGAUAUUGCCUCACUGGCUAAUUGACCUAUCUGGAUUCUACUUUGACCAUUAAGUCAACAGUAGGUGUUGUUCUCUGGCAAAGAACAUUGGAGGCAUCAGGACUGGUUUCUUACUAAGUUAUGAGAAAAAAGGUAAGCUAAAAGAGUGAAGUGGAGAAAGGGAGAGGUUUGUAAGACCCCUUCUAAUGAGGUUCAACAUGAACUUUUCUGAGUUGAAGACACAGAAUGACUUAGGGGCUACAGCCCAACAGCUUCAAAUUCUCCCACCCAUUCAGAAGAGUCUCCAGAGAAAGGGGACCUCACAUAAUUUCUUGUAAGAAUUUGGAUAUAAGCCUCCCUUUCCAAAUAAAUCUGUACCAACUUACCACUGACCGCACCUUUUUUGGAUACUAGAACUUUUUUUUUUUCCUUCUGAUUUACAAUAGUCAUGGUUUCUUCUGGCAUAUGGAAAACAGAAUCACUUAUUUUGAGAAGGAAAGAAAAAUAAUUUUCUUACUGUUAAGGUAAUAGAAUGUAUUCAGUGAAUGUAGUUUCCUUCAUUCUAAGAACACAAAACCCUUAUAUAUCAGGUAAUCUACCACUAACAACUAGAGAUAGAUGCAAGUGUAAUCCGAAAAGACCCAAAAUGCUUCACAAAAACCACUUUAUUGUUCCUUUUGAAUGAUUUCUAUAGUACAUUUUUUUAUUUUAGUUGUUUUUGUCCCCCUGGAAAAAUAUAUUUCGAUGUGUAUGAAAGGAAGAAAAGAAUUGUUUUACCUGUUCCAAAAAAUAACUUACUCAACCCAGCAAAGUGAAAUUUUAAAAUGCCAUUUGAAGCCUGCAAAGUGCAUCAGAAUAUCAAAUCUCAGAGGCCAGUUGUAGCAAUUCGAACAUGCAGAACCAAUUAAGUAAAUCUGAGGAAAAUUAGCAGUGAAGUUACACAGACUAUAUUUUUUAAGUCACCAAAUAGCCGAUCUUGGGGAAUCCCAUCUACAGAUAAGGAAACACUGUAUAACUAAAUGGAUGUUUGAAGAGCCAUUCUUUGGUUCUUACAUGAGAAAAGAUGUUCUCUAAAUCAGAGUAGACCCAGAACCACAAAGCAUCCUGCACCAUAAAGAGGUGCUUGGACUUCUGAGUAACAUUUGGUUUUCCAAACUUUUGUGUCAUAGGUUAGUGUGAGAGUUCUUUCUCAAGUAAUAUUCUUGAAAUUGAAUUAAAAACAGUGCAAACUCAUAUUUUAUUAAAAUAUUCAAACUAAAAACAUGAGCUUCUCUUUUAGUAGAUCAGAAAGAAUGAUUAUCUGUAUAUUGAGAAACAGAAGAGAAGAGAAGUGCUCUAAAUGUCAUGAGGUGUGUGUUAAUACCUUCUAAAAGUGGGACAUGACAUGAAGAUCGUGCAUAUUCCCAAAGCCGAGGACAAAUCAGUAGAAGGUCUGUGAGGUUCUGCUGCUAGAUGAAGUCCAAAGGGCUAUCAAAUGCUUUUUGAAGUGUCAAAGUGAAAGGAAAAAUAAACUUGUUUCAGCCUGACAGGGAAGGAUGUAAAUAAAGCUAACUAAUCUUUAUUUCAAAACCUGAAUUAUUCAUCCACCUAUAAAUGUUGAUUAUUUAACUAGUAUGUAGUUCACAAGGUAAUAGAAAAGAUGAUCAUGAGAGCAUGUAUAUAGCUGGGCAAAACCAUGAUAAUGCUGUACGAUGUAGAUUUAGUUAGUUAUCAGAUAUUAAAUGAUUUUAAUAUUAUUAAAUAAAUCGAACUAGAAAAUUAACCACAAACUACUAUGUAACAAAAUAAAAUGCAGGUUAUGAACACGUAGGAUGGAUUUUGCAUAGUAAAAAAUAAGUUUGCCAUUUAAAAUUGUUAUUUGUUAGGUUUAGCAGAAAGUAGGCAUAUAAAGAGCUGGUUCCACUUGUGAAAAUUUGUUUUAAAGCAUUGCAAUUAAUUUUUUUCUCAUUCUCUCAUUCUUUUGCCAUCUUUAAUUGCAUUAACUAUGAAGAGAAUGUUUUUUAAAAUUUGAUUUGCAAACACCACCUUGCAGAGUUUAACAGACAAAUAUGUUAUAUGACUUUAAGUAAGAGGUCUUCAAAACGAAGUAAAGGAAAUGUAAAUGUUCUAUUACCUUAUGCAGAGAAAAAGACUGAGUGGUGCCCUUUAUUUAGUAAACAAACAAAAUGCAUUUAAUUUGUGAAAUAUCCCUUUUUUCCCGUGCUACCUUCCCAUUUCCAAAAACAAAAAGAAGCAAUUAGUUAACAAUAUUCUGAUAAAUAGUACAAGCAUUUCAAACUGCUGUUAUUUCCAUUAUUUUGGACUCUAGUUAUUAGACUGAUGGUUUUUAAUAUUGCAAAUGAGGAGUCCAGGUGUAUAAACUUCUAGUCAUUAGAAAGCCAGAUAUACUAACUUCUGUAUAUGCCAAAGGCAAGAAAAUUCUGCUGUGCCUCUUUUUGUGUAUAUGGACUUUGAAGGGGGCAGCCUUGUACCCAUGUAGACACAUGAAGGCAGACUCGUGUCUCCUGAUUUCCAUUUGCAUAAGAAUGAAUGACAUUAUACAGAUGUAGAUUAGAUGUGAUUUUAAAAUAAAAGUCCUCAGUGGAGACCUUGAUUUUACUAAUAUUACAAUGGGCCAGCUUUUAUACUUCUGGGUAGAAUGAAUACAACUUUUCUAAUCCCAGAGAUGCCUUUGCAAGAAUAGUUCUCUCCAUACUUAACAGCAUGAAGCUAAUGUGGGCACCACGCUGGGUCAGGAACUCUUGAGUUUGUAUGGACAAAUGGCUUUUAACAUCGUGGACUGCUUCAUUCUUUUCAUUAAAAGGAAAGUUUUUAUAAAAUAGUAGAAAUCUCAGACACUGUUCAGGUGCCACUGUUUUUGUAGAGGUACAAAAAUGUAGGCUGUGUCACUUUUGCAGACUCCUGCCUCACCUCUUUCCUGCCAGGUGAUAUGUUGGGCAGAAGAAAAUGCUUCUCUUUCAGUUAUGAGCUGAAAACACUCUAAGCCCAGCUUCCUGGGGGUUAGACCCAUGCUUCUCUUGGAAAUUACCCCUUGACGGUCAACUUUGUGAGUAAGUGAUUAUCUUAUUAGGAGUUACAGAAAAUUAAUUUCUCUCGAGAUUUAAAGAAAAAUACCACCCUUGCUUCUUUCCCCAUUGACACAAUCACCUCUCUUCUCUUUACUGUCUACCAUCCUCUUCAAAGUGGCCCUCUUGAGGCUGUACCUCUCUGAAGCCAUAGUGGAUCUCUGAGAUCCCAUACAUUGCUUUGUGGAAACACUGACUUAGCCUCUGUCCUCAAAUGCCUGACUUUUCUAUAAAUGAUUCUAACAAUGUGGACAUUGUUAAAAAUACUUCUCAAAGAAAUUACUGCACAGAGUAUUCUUUAUGAUAUAAAAAUUACGUUAUUCCAUAAAGAUCGAUUCUCUUACAAUAUCCUUCUCUGCAGGAAUUUGAGUCGAGUCAGCCCUGUGAUGAAUCUUGAAACUCACAUAUGUGCACGUACCCGUGGUAGGACUUAGAUUUAAUCUUUUCAUUAGAAACUUAGAUAUAAUCAGAAGUUAGUUUUGCCAACAAAUUAACUUAUUUACUUUAUAUAUUUAUUUUAUUCCUGAUCGCAAAUAUUUCACAGCUGCUGUACUUUUUUUUCAUAAAUGAAGAGUCUUAUUAUCAGAAAGGUAAAGGCUAUUCAGCUUUGAGACCCACCUGUAAUUCUUUAUUGGACCAUUCAUCUAUCUGACAAAUACACAAUGAGGGCAGUUUCACUGCAACAAAAAUCUAUGUUAUCUAGUAAGUUGCCACCUUUUCUCUAUUUUUGAUUUUUAAGGACAUUUUUAUUUCAAUGCUCUAACAAAUUUUACCCAUAUCGUCUGAAGUGGUUUUAUUUGUACAAAUAUACAAAUAUAAGGAAACCAAGUUUCAUACCUGUAGACAAUAGUCUGACUUGUCCAAACCACUUUGCCUUUACUGCUAUUUUUAUCCCUAAUGUGUAGAUGUUUUCCCCCAGCCUGCAGCUCUUUGGAAAUAAAUCAAAUCAUACCUCCUACAUAUUGACAUAACCUGGUUCUUGAGUAUCAUUUCCAGAUUCUUCAGUUAAUGGGGGUUGUACAUUGUCCCUAAUGUGAGAGUCAUUUUCCUGUAUAUUUCUGGAUCUCUCAGGGGCUGGGAGGGGGGGGAGUGAGGGGACUACACCAUAGCACUCCAAGAACCCUUUUGGGCUUACUCCAGUAAUCAAGUAUGGAAGUUAUUUUCUAAGUGUAGAUAUGUAAGCUGUUCUUUUAAAGUAAGGUACUUUGAAAAAUGUAGCAUAAAUUGGUACUGCUGUUAAAUGGGUCGAUUAUAAAACUGAGCAGCUGUGUGAGGGCAGCUAACUUUGAAUGCACACCUCACUGGCUGGUGUGUCUACAUCUCCCGUUGUGACCACCAGGGACUUGCAUUGCUGCAUGUCGGAACUGCAUCAUUACAUGGUAUGACUAGUUCAUCUCUUUUUUAGGCACCAUUAUAGCAAGAUCAAAUGAAAAUGAGAACUGUCUGUCAGACAAUUCAUAGCACAAAAAAACAAAGUCAUGUUAAAUCGUCUCUCAAACACUCAUCUCAUACGUGCAUCCAAGUAGUUGACUAAGAUCAGUUCAGGUGAUAAAGGGAGACAUUUUACCGAAAAGGCAGAGGCUUAAGGUGUUAUAUACAUUUGUAUUCAUUUCCUUAUGUUCUUAACUUGUAAAAAGAAAACAAGCCCUCUCUCUUGUGAAGUAUCUUCAAAGGGCAGGGCUGCAAAAAUACCUAGCUGGUAAGCCAUCAAUGUUUCAUUUAAAUCCCAGUGUUCAAAGUUAGCUGCCUUUUUGAAAUAAACAAACAAAAAAAUACUACUGUAUGUUUGAAAAUGUGAAUAGUAUUUUUAUAGCUUGUUAAAGACAUGGCUAGUUGCAUUUGUAAAUAAGGAUAAUGUUGCUUUGAUUUUCUUUUGUGGACAUCUUUAUUUGGGACAUAAUGUCUUUAGGAUUGAUUUGUAUAUAAGUAAUUGGCUUGUGAUUGUUUCCUUUUGGUUGGAAGUUAUCAUUUUGACAUUACUUGUGAUUCUGUGUUCAGCACUAUUGUGACGUGUUCAACCUCUGCACUCGCUUACACAAUAGGAUAUGCCAAUUGUGUGUGGUGUAAUGUUAUUUUGAUUUUUUUCUAUUUUAUCUAUGAAGGAUUAUGCACUUAACACAUACUAACUUUUUUAAUGUUAGGUCUAUUUUUAGUAUAAUUUCCCUUAUUCUUUCUUCUCUGCCAACCCUUCACCCCAUUCUACUUUCCUUCCCCCAAUUUCUGUUGUUAUUUGAGAAUGAGGGACAAACAGUAUUUUAAAUUUCUGUAAUUAGGCUUUUCAGUUAGUUCUCAAGGAUCCUCUCUUGGCUCUUGGGAAAGAAUUGUACCUGUAUAAGGCAAUUAUAGAAUGCGACCUGCUUUGCCUCAUUCCGUACUGAUCAUCCCAGCUGAACAAUUUGAAAACUGUUCUGCCUUUUUGUUACAUGAAUCUGUCAGAAAUAUAUUUUUAAUUUAAUAUAAAUGAAAUUCAAUAA
This is a messenger RNA of Mustela erminea (ermine), 12540 nucleotides long. RefSeq names its product erb-b2 receptor tyrosine kinase 4 (gene ERBB4). The transcript is spliced from 28 exons. Gene Ontology annotation, molecular function: ATP binding; epidermal growth factor receptor binding; transmembrane receptor protein tyrosine kinase activity. Gene Ontology annotation, biological process: positive regulation of cell population proliferation; multicellular organism development; protein phosphorylation. The coding region runs from base 788 to 4714 and encodes 1308 amino acids. Gene Ontology annotation, cellular component: signaling receptor complex; basal plasma membrane. Lineage: Eukaryota; Metazoa; Chordata; Mammalia; Carnivora; Mustelidae. The record is from RefSeq and is a predicted model, not a curated record.